Messenger RNA from Trifolium pratense (red clover), 1935 nucleotides. RefSeq lists its product as uncharacterized. The transcript has 3 exons. The coding region runs from base 67 to 552 and encodes 161 amino acids. NCBI's taxonomy places the organism in Eukaryota, Viridiplantae, Streptophyta, Magnoliopsida, Fabales, Fabaceae. The record is from RefSeq and is a predicted model, not a curated record.
CCCAUCCAUACCACGUUUCGUUUCUCUCUCAUAGAUAGUUCACUCACUGCUCACUCUCUCACACAAAUGGCGGCUCACUCUCUCACAUACAUGGCGGAAUCAGGUGAUGGUCAGAACGCCGGCGGCUCCGGUAUAUUUCCCCCCUCGACUUUACACAUUCAAGAAUCCAAGGUGCACACUGCCAUGUCUUUCUACGCAUCAGUCUUUGAUGCCAUUGACCUUGGUCAAACUCAUGAUCCAAGGGGAGUGCUCGCAAGAAAAUUCACCUUGCUGAAUGGAGCCAAAUCCAUUUACAUAGUUGCAGUGGAAGAGGACGCUGAUUCUUCAUGCAUCACUUAUGGAACUACUGCUGCUGGAAGCCAAGUGCAUUUGGCUGGGAAUCCUCACGGGAUGAUGGUUGCUGCCACCGAUGGUAUCCGUGGCAUUGCUGAAAAGGCCGAACAAAAUGGUGGAAAGGUAAAGUUUGGGAAAGUUCUCAAGAGCGCCGAGGAAAAGGUGUACACUGUGUUGACCGAUCCAAUCGGUUUCCUUUGGUGUAUCAACCCUCAGUGAUACUAUUGGAUUGGUUAACAUUGUCUCUGUUAAGGUGAGGGAAUCAACAAAGAAAGAAAGCUUCAUGACAGUCACGACUCGAGUGUAGCAUAUACACUGCAAGGCUCAACGAAGCCAUCAACAUUUAGUCAAACUCUGACCUGCUGGAUGAAGGCAUGAUGAUCCUAAUGCCAUGCAUUGAAAAAAAUGAUUGCCCAUGAUACUUCCGGAAAUUGCGUUAACACAACAGCGUAGGGGAUUCAGCUCAAAUUGCGUUAACACAACAGGUAAGGGGAUUCAGCUCCUCCUUUUUUUGUCUUUUCCUUUCUCUUUUGUUAAUUGCUACUAUCUCCCAUUUUUUUUAGAUGCAUUGAAUAACUUAUAUUUGCCUAAACCAAAAAAAAAAACAACUUAUAUUUCGUCUAUAAUAUAGAUUCAAUAUAUCACUUUUUUUUUUUUGUCAAGAAUGUUUAAGUUAUUUAAUAAGUCUAAAAAGUGAAUUGUUAUUUAUAAAAAGAAUCGGAGGGAGGAUUUGUUUUUUCUUCUUUUGUUGGUCAAAACUUUGUUUGGCCAAAUAUAUCUAGAGGUUUUUACUCUUUAAGUUUUGCGUUUGUAACCGAUAAAUCUUGAAGUUUUUUAGGUGACAAGUCCAUUAAUUUUCUAAUUUAUUGCAUUGUUGCCCUUCAAGUUAUUCUGUUACAAAAACGCUAAAGUAACUUAGUGAAGUGGUAGUGAACGUCGCGUUUUGGCUUCCAAAUAACAAGGCGCAAUGUUCAAUACUAUCUCACUAAGUUAACAGUUAUGUCAGCGUUUUUAUAACGAAGGUUAAAGAGUAACGGUACAAUAAAUUAGAAACUUAAAAGGACCUACUAUUUGUUACCUAAAACUCUAAAGCACCUAUCUAUUACAAACACAAAACUUAAAGAAUACCUCGAUAUAUUUUGCCUUAUUUUUUUUCUAUUGAAAUGUCAAAUAUCAAGCUCCAUGGUAUCGGAUAUUGGCAAAAGCUUUAUGGUAUUUUCUGUGAAUGAAACAACCAACAAUUUUUCUGAUGAAAACACAGAUUUAUUUCUUUUCCAUUAUUAUUAUUAUUAUUAUUAUUAUUAUUAUUAGUAUUAUUAUUAUUAUUAUUAUUAUUAUCAUUUCCCCUAUGCAUUUUGGGUCAUUUUCUGAUACUCUUUUUUGUUUUAUCUGGUCUCCAUUUCGAUUCUCAUUUGGAUCUGAACUCAUUUGGUGAUUCAUGUCUGAGGUAAUAUUUUUUCCUUAAACCACUAUAGAUCUCUUUGUAGAAAAUACGGUGGUUUUAAUUUAUUUCUAAUGAAUAUCAAGUAUAAGUAACAAUAGUUUUUUUUUUUAUAAAACAAUGGUUUGCGUAGUUUUAAAAUAAAUAAAUUUGAUAAACAA